AUGGACUCGCCGCCUCUCUCUUCUUCUCCGGUCGUGCGCCGAUUUGGGGGAUUCGAAGCUCGCCGCCUCUCUCUUCUUCUCCGGUCGUGCGCCGAUUUGGGGGAUUCGAAGCUCGCCGCCUCUCUCUUCUUCUCCGGUCGUGCGCUGAUUUGGGGGAUUCGAAGCUCGCUGCCUCUCUCUUCUUCUCCGGUCGUGUGCCGAUUUGAGAGGAGAGGGGAUUUCUGGUUGUUUCUGGUUGUUGCUGGUGGUGGUGGUGGUGAUUUGGUGGUUGUUGCUGGUGGUGGUGGUGGUGAUUUCUGGUUGUUGUCGCCAGAGGAGGGGGCGCGGCCGCGGCUUGGCGCGGCGAGGAGAGGCGAGAGAUAAGGGAGAGGGAGAGAGGUCGACGGUGAAAGGAGAGAGGGGAG
This is a messenger RNA of Salvia miltiorrhiza (redroot sage), 404 nucleotides long. RefSeq lists its product as uncharacterized. The coding region runs from base 1 to 363 and encodes 120 amino acids. Lineage: Eukaryota; Viridiplantae; Streptophyta; Magnoliopsida; Lamiales; Lamiaceae. The record is from RefSeq and is a predicted model, not a curated record. The transcript is spliced from 3 exons.